UUUAAUUAUAACAAAAAAAAAAGAAAAAUAGCGGAUAAUUGGUUCUCCUUGCCUCGCGUCGCUUCCUUUCUACCGCUACUUGUUCACUUCUCUUCCAUUUUCAUGGCGUUAGGGUUUCAUUCAACUUAGACGCAUUGUUUUCUCCAAUUCCCAACUAUGAUUCUCUCACUACCAUCACCUUCUACUUUUCCCGCUAACUUCGUCCUUCCUCUCUCACGCUGCACUUCUUGCUUUCAAUUCGACCUUCCUUUUCAACCUUCCAACCGUUUCACUUCUUUUAAGUGGAUUCGUAAUGCAAGAUCAACCGGGAGAAGAAGGAUUGCUUGUAGUAUGUCUGAGCCUAACGGUGAUAACGAGGAGCGUUAUGAUGUGUCUGAGCCUAACGGUGAUAACGAGGAGGAGAAAGAAGCACAUAAAAAUGGAGAAACACAAUCUUUGGAGGAUUCCUUUGAGCAAAGUAACCCUCCGACUGUAGAUGCAGAACAACUAAACAAGUUUAGUGAUGAAAAUACGGAUCAAACUGAUGUGCAGAAUACAGAUAACAUAGAAGUUACCAGUGGAUCACCUCUGCCAGGUGUGAAGCUUCAGCAACUGGGUGAUGUAAUAAAACUUCCGAAGGAAACAAUCGAUAUCCUUAAAAAUCAAGUGUUUGGCUUUGAUACUUUUUUUGUAACAAGCCAAGAUCCUUAUGAGGGUGGAGUGUUGUUCAAGGGAAAUCUGCGAGGGAAAGCUUCUAAAAGUUAUGAUAAAAUAUCAAAGAGAUUGCAAGAUAAAUUUGGAGAUACAUACAGGCUUUUCCUUCUAGUCAAUCCUGAGGACGAUAAGCCGGUGGCAGUGGUCGUUCCAAGAACUACCUUACAACCGGAGACAACUGCUGUACCUGAGUGGUUUGCUGCUGGAUCUUUUGGACUGGUCACAGUGUUUACAUUACUACUUCGCAAUGUUCCCACUUUACAAUCCGAUUUAUUAUCAACUGUUGAUAAUCUGAACUUGUUAAAGGAUGGCCUACCUGGAGCCCUUGUUACUGCACUUAUUCUGGGGGUACAUGAACUUGGUCACUUCCUAGUUGCCCAAAACACUGGAGUUAAGCUUGGGGUCCCGUACUUUGUUCCUAGUUGGCAGAUAGGCUCUUUUGGUUCCAUUACAAGGAUAAGAAGCAUAGUAUCUAAUCGUGAAGAUUUGCUCAAAGUUGCAGCUGCUGGACCAAUAGCUGGCUUUACAGUUGGUCUCGUGCUUCUACUUCUAGGUUUUGUUAUACCUCCAAGUGACGGUAUUGGUGUUGUUGUUGAUGCUUCUGUGUUUCACGAAUCAUUUCUUGCUGGCGGCAUUGCAAAGCUGCUUCUUGGUAACGUUCUGAAGGAAGGAGCUCCAAUUUCUGUCAACCCUCUUGUGAUUUGGGCUUGGGCAGGACUCCUUAUCAAUGCCAUCAACAGUAUUCCUGCCGGAGAGCUCGAUGGAGGGAGAAUUUCUUUUGCCAUAUGGGGUAGAAAGGCUUCAAGUCGCUUCACAGGAUUUUCAAUUGUGUUGCUUGGACUCUCAUCACUGCUCAAUGAUGUAGCUUUCUACUGGGUAGCUCUUAUAUUUUUCUUGCAAAGAGGUCCAAUUGCUCCUCUAUCCGAAGAAAUAACUGAUCCUGAUGAUAAAUAUGUUGCUCUUGGAGUAACAGUUUUGCUCUUAGGCUUGUUAGUCUGCUUGCCAUAUCCUUUUCCCUUUAUAGACGAAACCCUCGCAAGUUUCUAGAAACAGUGGCCACAUAAACUCUGGCACCACCACUUUAGAGUGCUAGUGCAUAAAUAUUUUUUGGAAAUUAUCACCCUCAAAAUUCUAGGCUGCAAACGUAACAGUUUUGUAAUUUAUAAUUCAUUAAUGAAUGGGCGAUUUUUUUGUCUGGUUUAUAAGAAAA
Molecule: messenger RNA, 1903 nt
Organism: Cicer arietinum (chickpea)
Lineage: Eukaryota; Viridiplantae; Streptophyta; Magnoliopsida; Fabales; Fabaceae
Product: probable zinc metalloprotease EGY2, chloroplastic
Biological process (GO): proteolysis
Source: RefSeq, a predicted model, not a curated record